This is a messenger RNA of Mercenaria mercenaria, 2677 nucleotides long. Its product is annotated as trichohyalin-like. The record is from RefSeq and is a predicted model, not a curated record. The transcript has a single exon. Lineage: Eukaryota; Metazoa; Mollusca; Bivalvia; Venerida; Veneridae. Bases 1 to 2529 code for a protein of 842 amino acids.
AUGGCUGAAUAUAUUUCACCGUAUGAUUUACGCAGACUUACGUUAGAAAGGAGAAGGAAACAAGCACUUCUAGAAGAAGCCAUUAGAAAGGAGGAAGAAGUAAAGCAAAGGGAGAAAAUGCUUAAACAAGAGAGGUUGAAAAACCUUCAAAUGCAAAGAGAAUUGCUAAUACAACAAAGGAGGGACUUGCGAGUCGACAGAGAAAAUAAAGAGGAUAUAAACCCAAAUGAAGAAGAAAGUAUAUAUGAGUAUUUGAGCGAACACGGUUUACCCCUGGAUGAUUUAGUAAUUGUAGAUGAGUUAGAUUUUGAAGAGAGAGAAGCACUUUGUAAUUCAACACACGAAGAAGCAAGUAUUGCGAAGAGUCUUACAGGUGUAGAAAAUCCAGAGAAAGAAAUCAAUUUAUCAGGCGAAAUUGAAAGACUUGAUAUAAUGUUGCAGUCAUUCAGACAUGAGGAUGGUUUUGUAAAUGAUAAAGAUGAACAUACUGAUUCAAGAGACUUUACUGUACACAAAGAAAUAUCUACCAAUGAAUACCCUGAACAAAUCCAUUAUCAGAAUACUGAAGCUGAAACAAAUAAAUAUAUUGAAAAAGACCAAGUGCCAAAUGAAACUGUAUCAAACAGCAUAAGUCAUAGAAUGACUCAAAAACCAGAAAAUCCUGUUUUAGAUAGAGAUAUGGUUAAGGACAAUGUACAGACAGGAUACAGUAGAAACCAACAGAGGAGUAGAAUAGAAGAAGAUACUGCGAAUCUAGAAGAAGAAAUAGCGACAGAAAUGUCUGCAAAGAAACAAGAUGUUGAAAUAGAUCAAUACUCGAAAGCAACAGAAGUGAGUUACACACAGGCUGAAUUGUUGGAGAGAUGGAAAGAGUUAGGAAAAGAAUUAGAGGAAGUAAAUAAUAGACAGUUGACAAGAGGAGAAGAGAAUAAAGGUAGUGAACAUGUUGAAAGGUUUCAGACAGAAACAAAGAUUGGUAUAAGUACCAAAGGACCUUCACAGCCAUCAAGUCAUAACGCAUAUAAACAAAGAACAGAUGAAAGUGUUCUUAGAAAUGUUAACGAUAUAGAUAGAGGCAUGUUAGAGAAACAGAACAGUCGGACAAGACAAAAUGCUAAAGUAAAAACAGAACCUGAUAGAUUAGAGGAGUUACAGAGACAAAAAGAUGAAAUAGAUAGACAGUUAAGGGAAGAAACAUUAGAAAGAGAUAGAAAGUUAUUAAAGGAAAAGACGGAAAGGGAAGAGAAAAUACAAGUAUUAAAGAACUAUAAAGAAAAGAAAGAAAGAGAAAAGACAGAACAGGAGAAGAAAAGAGAGAAACAGAGACAAGAAGAAAGAGAAAUUAUGGCUCGUAUUGAAAGACUCAAAAAAAGAGAGAAAGAUAUAGAUAGAAAGAAAAUGCAAAAAGAAGAAUUACAGAAAAAGAGUUGUGAAGAAUUAGAAGAUCAGCGGAUGAAGGAAAGAUUGAGAGAACUGAACAAAGAAGAAGAGGAGAUACAAAAGAGAAUACAUGAAAAAGAAAAGAAAGAGAAAACCUCCAGUGAUGAGAAAGAAAACAAGAUUCCAAGUGAAACAGAUGUGUUCGCAAAGCUUGAGAAGACUAUCCUCGGAAAACCAUACUUACCAUCAUUUGAAGGCAAUCAGUUCGAGGAAUGGAAGUUAGAAGUAUCUUGUUUAUUGAAAUCAGGAUUAUACCCAGAUUACCUGAUAGCCCAGUUAGUUCGGAAUUCUCUCAAAGGAAAGACUAGAAGAGUUUUACUUACUUUACAGCCUGGUGCUUCUGCAAGAGAAAUUCUAAGAAAAAUAGAAUCCGUAUAUGGAAAUGUAAAAAGUGGAGAUUCUCUUAUUCAUGAUUUCUAUUCAGCAAAACAGUCAUCAAAUGAAUCUUGUACAGAUUGGGGAAUCAGAAUUGAAACACUUUUCUAUCAAGCCGUUGAUAAAGGAGAAGUUGAUGAAUCUAGAAAAGAUGGCAAACUAAAAGAGAGAUUUUGGAGAGGAUUAUUUUCAGAAAGACUGAAGAAUGCGACAAGAGUGACUUAUGAGUCUAGCGAUUCUUUCGAGAAGUUAAGGAAAAAGGCAAGAUUGGAGGAAGUUGAAAUAGAUACAGGAACAGAAAAUAGGAAAGAAGCAAGUCCAGGUGAAAUAACAGAAGAUAAAACAACACAGCCGAAAAUACACCAACCGAUAAGGACUUCAGAAACAGACUCGAAAUUAGACAUGAUACUUGAGAAAAUGAAAGCAUUGGAAGAGGAGGUAAAGGAGUUGAAAAGACGCCAGAAUUCAGAGGAGAAAAGAUACAAUAAUGGUUUCUCGCAGUCAAGAGGUAGAGCCAGAUUCAGAGGAAAUGCUGGUUAUAGUGCACGGUACAGAGGUAGAGGAUAUCGAAGUCCAUCGCAUCAAAAUAGAAAUAGAAACAAACUUCAAUCAGAAAAUGAAAGAACCCCGAAAGAGAAGUCUGAACAGAAAUCUGAAAAGUCUGAUAAGAAAGACAAAGAGACCGACAAGAAGAACAAACCUUUAAACGGGUAAAUGUCUCUGUCGCAGGGCAGACCAGAGACUCCCAUGAACAAAGCCCUAGGAAUGAAUUGUAUGAAAGAAUAGUAGGAUCUUGUAAUGAAAACGAAAUUGAAGUUGAAGGAAAUAGAACAGUUGGACUUAUAGAUACCGGCUCAAUGGU